CACUAACAAGGCAAUCCCCAAUGUCCGGAUAUGAUGCGGGAACAACUUUCCUUUACCUUCACCCCGUUGCUACAUCGGGCACUCUUUGUACGUGUUCUCGUCAUCAAAGCCUCUAUAAAUAAAUCAUUGAUGGUCUGGUCUGGUCUCGUCAGGGUGGAGAUGAUCUUCCAGGUGUGGAUCACCGAUCUGUUGGAGAGAGGCAUCCCGCUGAGUCAGCCCUACAAGCUGGAGGAGCUCCUCACGUCAGACGUGGAGAUCAGCAAAUCUGUACGUUCAACGACGACGACUUUCUGAAACAGCUGGAGAUGGCCAUAAAGUACGGCUUCCCCUUCCUGUUUGUCGACGUGGACGAGUACAUCGAUCCCGUCAUUGACAAUGUGCUGCAAAAGAACAUUACAGGCGGCCAGGGGAGAGAAGUGGUGCUGCUGGGCGACAAAGAAGUAGACUACGACAAAAACUUCCGGCUCUACCUCAACACCAAAAUCGCCAACCCAAAGCUGGGCCCGGAAGUGUUCGGGAAAGCCAUGGUGAUCAACUACACCGUCACUCUCACGGGUCUGGAGGACCAGCUGCUCAGUGUGAUCGUGGGCUACGAGAAGAAGGAGCUGGAGGAGCAGCGUCAGAGUCUUAUACAAGAAACCAGCGCCAACAAGAAGCUCCUGUACGAGCUAGAGGACUCCCUGCUGCGCGAGCUGGCCCAGUCUAAGGGCAACAUGCUGGACAAUGUGGACCUGGUGGAGACGCUCGAGUCCACCAAGACGAAGGCCAGCGAGGUGUCCAGUAAACUAGAGCUGGCCUCCAAAACUGCCGUGGACAUCGAGAAAACACGAGACGGAUACCGCCCUGCAGCAAUGCGAGGCGCCAUCUUGUUCUUUGUCCUGGCUGAGAUGUCUGUCGUCAACACAAUGUACCAGUACUCACUGGAAGCGUUCCUGGACGUGUUCACCUUCUCUCUACGCCGCAGUCUGCCCGACACCGUGCUCCGGAAGCGACUCAACAACAUCAUGGAAGCGCUCACCAUGAACAUCUACUACUACGGCUGUACUGACCCGUACUGGCUCUUCCGGCCUGACACGUCCGCUUUUAAUGGGAACACAUCCCUCCAGAAGAGCGAGGUCGAAAAACCGUUCUCGUGGAUCCCUGACGUGUCGUGGGAGGACUGUAGCAGGCUAGCCGCUGACUUCCCAGACCAGUUCUCCACGCUACUCACGGACAUAGCCACCAAGGAGACGGCUUGGAAGGAGUGGUAUGACCUGGACAUGCCAGAGGCGACCGAGCUCCCUGCUGGCUACGACAAGACACUGACCUCCUUCCAGAAGCUGGUCCUUUUGAGAUGCUUCCGCGUGGACAGGAUCUACAGGGCCAUCAUGGAGUGA
Messenger RNA from Aplysia californica (California sea hare), 1376 nucleotides. RefSeq names its product dynein heavy chain 10, axonemal. Gene Ontology annotation, biological process: microtubule-based movement. Lineage: Eukaryota; Metazoa; Mollusca; Gastropoda; Aplysiida; Aplysiidae. Gene Ontology annotation, molecular function: minus-end-directed microtubule motor activity; dynein intermediate chain binding; dynein light intermediate chain binding. Gene Ontology annotation, cellular component: axoneme; dynein complex. The record is from RefSeq and is a predicted model, not a curated record.